Messenger RNA from Eruca vesicaria subsp. sativa (arugula), 3846 nucleotides. NCBI's taxonomy places the organism in Eukaryota, Viridiplantae, Streptophyta, Magnoliopsida, Brassicales, Brassicaceae. The record is from the annotation of a GenBank genome assembly.
AUGGCUGCUUCCUCCACUGUCAGCAGUGUACCUAAGCACCAAGUGUUCCUUAAUUUCCGCGGGAAGGAACUUCGUAAUCUGUUCAUAAGCCAUCUAGCUAAGGCCUUGAAGGAUAAAAAUGUUCAGAUCUUUAUUGAUGAGGGUGCGGAGAAAGGCCAACCUCUAAGUAAUCUUUUCAAGGAGAUCGAAAAGUCGAGGAUCGCGCUGGCUGUCUUUUCCAAACUGUACACCGAGUCAGAUUGGUGCAUGAACGAGCUAGAAAGAAUAAAAGAACGAACGGAAGAAGGCAAGCUCGUGACAAUUCCCAUCUUCUACAACGUAGACCCUGCAACCGUUAGGUAUCAGGAGGGAGAAUUUGGCGAUGCCCUCAGAAAAAAAGAAAAGAGAGAUGUUACUGAUAACAAGAUGAACAACUGGAAAAAGGCUCUGGCGUAUGUUAGUUACCUGUUGGGCUUCGAAUUUGACGGAAAAAGCAACGAGAGCACGUUCAUCAACAAAAUCGUCAACGAGGUUUUGCAGGCGCUGAGCAAAAUUUCGUUAGACGAAAGCACAAGUGAACAUGCACAAAACACCAGAGGAGAAGAACAAGAAGAAGAAGAGGAGGAGGCUGGUCAGAUUUGUGGGCUCAAACAACGCCUAGAGGAACUGGCAGAAACAGUAGACAUUCAUGGCGUGGAGACUCGUAUUGUCCAAGUUGUUGGGAUGCCCGGCAUUGGUAAAACCACUCUCUUGAAAGCGUUCUACGAGAAGUGGUACACCAGGUUCUCCAGACGCGUCUUACUCCAAAAUAUAAGUGGCAUUGUAAAGGAAGUGGGCUUAGAACGCUUACCCGUGAUGCUCCUCAGAGAGUUGCUUGGUAAAGACGACAUAGACGAUGAUGAGACAUACGACGAAUACAAGGAACAACUACGCAAAGACAAAGUUUUCAUUGUUCUUGAUGGGACAAGUGACGAGACACAUAUACAAACUCUUUUUGAGGGUCUUGGUGAAUGGAUCAAGAAAGGUAGCAAGAUUGUGAUUGCAACACGCGCAGUGUCUCGGGAUCCCAUGAUCCUUCAUACUUAUUUUGUACCGCUGUUGUGCUACCGAGAUGGGUUAGAACAUUUUAAUCGCUAUGCAUUUGAUCAACAAAACAAACACGACAGGGAAGCUUUCACGAAGGUAUCCAAAGAAGUUGUGCGUUACGCGAGAGGCCACCCACAAGUUCUCAAGAUAUUGGGUGAAGAGCUUCGUGACAAACCCUUUCCUUACUGGAAAGAGAAACUAGAUUCACUUCCGCAAAAGCUCAGCCCUAGUAUUCGAGACCGUGUCUUGCAAGUAACCUAUGAUGAACUGAGUCAAGAGCAGAAGGAUGCGUUUCUUGACAUAGCUUUUUUCAGAUCCCAUGAUUUGGUUUAUGUAAAGAGCUUGCUGGAUUCAUCUAGUCCUAAAGCGACAAUGACAAUAGAUGCUCUCAAGGACAAGUUCAUGAUUUAUAUUUCCGACAGCCGAGUAGAGAUGCAUGAUCUUUUGUAUACGUUUGCCAUGGAAGUUGGUUCAGAAGCUUAUGCUAAGGAUGGAAGAGGGAGACACCGGAUUUGGCACCGUCAGAACAAAAAUAACGGAGACAUGCUCAAUAAGCUGAGGAAAAGAAAAGGAGGCGGGACCAGCGUCAGAUGUUUUUUCCUGGACUUGUAUGACAUGAAGAACGAUGUGACCUUAGGCAGGGAUCACCUCAAGAAGAUGCGACAUCUCAGGUAUCUCAAGUUCUACAGUUCUCAUUGUCCUCAGGAAUGUGAGCCUAAGGAAAACAUACACAUCCCUGAUGGACUUGAGCUUCCACUGGAAGAGGUACGAUGUUUGCACUGGCUGAAUUUUCCUGAAGAUGAACUUCCACAAGGUUUCAACCCCAAGAAUCUUGUAGACCUCAAGCUACCUUACAGCAAAAUUAAACAUAUUUGGAAAGAAGAAAAGGAUGUAGCAAAACUAAGGUGGGUUGAUCUCAAUCACUCAAGUAAGCUGGAUAACUUGUCAGGACUAUCACAGGCUCAAAAUCUAGAAAGAUUAAACCUUGAAGGCUGCACAUCACUAAAAACGUUACCUCUGGAUAUGCAAAAAAUGGAAAGUCUUGUUUUCCUGAACUUGAAAGGGUGCACGGCUCUCGAAUCACUUCCCGAUAUCAAUUUGAAAUCUCUCAAGACACUCAUCCUUAGCAACUGCUCAAGUCUGAAGAAGUUUAUGGUGAUUUCAAAAACUCUCUAUGCUUUAUAUUUGGAUGGUAGUGCAAUAAAGCAACUUACUACAGACCCUACAGACAUGGUGAAGCUAGCAAGACUCGUUAAAUUAAGCAUGAAAGACUGCAAGAAGCUGGUAAAGCUUCCCGGAGGAUUUGACAAGCUGAAAGAUCUUCAAGAACUAGUAUGUUCUGGUUGUUCAAAGCUAAGUAGUCUUCCAGAUGAGAUGAAGAACAUGAAAUGCUUGCAGAUUCUGAUGCUUGAUGGGACUGCAAUAGAGGAGAUUCCUAAGAUAACAUCACUUCAGCGUUUAUGCCUAAGCGGAAAUGAAAAAAUCAUUUUCCUUCCGGGAUACAUCAGUCUGCUAUCUGAGUUGAAAUGGCUGGACUUGAAGCACUGUAAGAAUCUUUUAUCUAUUCCAGAGCUUCCACCAAAUCUUCAGUGCUUAGAUGCACACGGGUGCGAGUCACUAAAAACAGUUGCAAAUCCACUGGCUACUCAUUUGCCAUCGGAGCAAAUUCACUCCACAUUCAUUUUCACCAACUGCGAAAAAUUGGACCGAACUGCAAAGGAGGGAAUAACAACCUACGCUCAAAGGAAAUGCCAGUUGCUAUCAGAUGCACUAAAACGCUGCAAUGAGGGUUUUAUUCCAGAGGCUUUGUUCAGCACUUGCUUUCCAGGUUGCGAAGUACCUUCAUGGUUUUGCCAUGAAGCGGUUGGAUCUGAGUUAAACCUCAAAUUUUCCCCACAUUGGAACGAAAAUAGGUUUGUUGGCAUAGCUUUAUGUGUAGUUCUCUCCUUUCCAAAUGGCCAAGAAGAAAUCAACUCCUUUUCGGUUACAUGCAAGUUUAACCUGAAAAAUAAAGAUGGGUCACUAAUCUUCUUCGACCGCCUGGUUGGAAGUUGGAACAGACAUGGCAAGAAACCAGAAAAGGUGGCAAAAUGGCAAGAAACAAGACAAGAUGGCAUCAGAUCAUGUUUUUAUUUGCUAUACAAGAUGCUCAAAUAACAUAAAAUGUCUUGAAGAUCAUUACUCAGGUGCAUGCACUCCAACUAUUACUUCCCUUGAAUUUGGUGUCACAGAUGAGAAAGCUAGAGUCGAGGUACUCAAGUGCGGCUUAAGAUUGGUGUAUGCAUCUGAUGAACCCCAGAAGACAAACUCAGAUGUGACUGACAACAAGGAUGCAGAGUCUAACACAGCUUGUGACGAAAUCGAGUGUCAAGAUUUAACUCCAAUAAGAAAUGGCGAUUACAAAGUAUAGGAAGUUUAACUUCCAGUCGAGAGGAUUCAUGUGGAUCAAAUUAAUCAACCUUACAAAGAAUCCCAAUUGGGAGAUCACACCUAGUUGGGUAUCUUUGGACACAACUGGUCGUGUUUCCACUCUGUUGUGUCCUAAAAAGUUUCUACAAAGAAAUAUAUGUUCGAUAAGUAAGAACUUUUUUCAAUCAUCUCGUCUGUCAAGUCAUCAAGAUCACAGUCCUAAAACUGAAAAGGCUAAUGCCUAAUUUCCUCCAGUUGCAUGGAGUUUUCUUUCAAACGGUUGGUAUGCUUUAAAGGCUCCUUCCAAAUCCUUUUUGAAAUUUCUGAUGGUGCUAUAAAGUUCUUUUGUUUCUCCUUCUUUAUCCAACCAUU